Molecule: messenger RNA, 294 nt
Organism: Prunus armeniaca (apricot)
Lineage: Eukaryota; Viridiplantae; Streptophyta; Magnoliopsida; Rosales; Rosaceae
Source: the annotation of a GenBank genome assembly
AUGGCUCUGCCAUGUGGACUAGUCAAACAAUCCCCCGGUUGGAUUGUUUCCCCAAUAUGCUUUGUAUCGCCCGCUGAGGGUAUAAAUCGUGAGGCCGGAGGCCUUUGUUGUAAAUUGUUUAUUGCUUGUAAAGCAUGCUGCCAGUUGGGGAGACUCUGUCAAAUUUUUGGUAGAAAGUCUCGGUCUUUAGUAAGUGGGCCCGGCAUCGGGGUGAUGUCGGAAUUUAGGCGGGGUCCGUCCCGAUUUCCGAGGAGAUUCGGGGCGGGUCCUAUCAGCUUGGUAUCAGAGCAUUAG